ACAUAACUGUUUCCGCUUGACAUUUUCCCAAGUUAAGAGGGUAAAUAGCAAUGUAAAGCUGUGAAUAAGACCAGUUAUUUGAAUUAGCAUUGAUUUCAAGUGUAAAUACGUCUGAGUGCCAACCUAGGGCGGUGGAAGCGGCUUUCAUGAAGAGACUGUUGGAUUUAACACCAAGCAGAAUCCUGUGACGUGUACCACCUGUUUGCCGCCUCUGGUUUUUGUCGCCCUCUUCAGCGUGGUUGACAAAUGACUGUUAUAGAUAAGAUUAGAAUUGAUAGUUGUGAUAAUAAGAACGUGGGUCCUGCAUGGCGCGCGGUAUGGUUACCGAGCAGUGUAGCGUAGGAAAGCGGAUUAUCACCAUAGCUAUCGCGCUUGGGAAACAGCGCCAUAUACACGUAGCAGUAUAGUGACAGUGACGUGUGGCAAAAUGUGUGAGCUAAAGGCGCUACAGGCAACGGGUAUUGCUAUGGCAGUUUUUGCAACGCUGGUGGGGCUGGGCACGGAGGGGUUCUACGCAUGGAAGGUGUAUGAGGUGGACCACUGCGUCAACGUCACCUACAAUGACUUCGACUAUGAGCCUUGCCUGGACCUGAGAAACCAGUCUGACGUGUGUUACCAUGAAGAGCUGUUGGUUCGCAGUUACGUGGGCUUAGUGGAAGGCAUCAUAGGGACUGUCUCUGCCAUCUGCUUCAUUAUUGGAUUUGCCGUUAUCAACCUGCCUCUCAUCUGGAUGUGGGUGGUGUGGGCGUUGGGUAUCUCCUCCUAUAACGCGUACUGCAUCUAUGACUACUACACCACCAUACAAGACUUCACGACUGGCUGUAUUGAAGACAGUAAGUUUUGGGACGAGUUCAUCGAUCAGGACUACGCUUACUUCUUCAUAACCGUGACCACCUCCGUCAGCUGCUAUGGCCUGGUUCUGCUAGUCACCAUUCCCUUAGCGUCGGUCAUCACACAUAUGGUUGGUCCUCACUCUUCAACUAUGGGCAGUUAUGAGUUACAAGAAAGGAAAUAUGGCUAACUAUAACUUUGGCACUUACGUGUGGGACAAUGAUGCUUUUGAGAUGGAGUAACACUAACACCACCACUGUAGCCACGGGUCUUUACUGCUGCCUCAUCUGACACAGCACUGGUAGCUGACCCGUCCAUGUACAUGCAUUGCAAACGUACGUCUGAAAAUCAUUUGUUAACUUCCUCAGUCAUAAAUUAAGCCAAGAUGCAAACUUUCUUUCACUGAAACACAAAGGUGAUCUUAUUACUAUAUACUACUACUACUACUACUACUACUACUACUACUAGUACUACUACUACUACUAAUACUGCUACUACUACUAUUAUUAUUACUAUUAUUAUUAUUAUUAUUAUUAUUAUUAUUAUUAUUAUUAUUAUUAUUAUUAUUGUUAUUAUUUUUAGUAUUAUUUUUUGUUAGUCAGUGAUGAAAAAAUAUACUACUCUGUGAAUACAUAAUCAAUUUUGUAAUUUAUCUGAAUAAUGAACUUGAAAACCUGUAUAAGUAAACAAAUCAUAUUAAAAAACCAAGAAUAAUAGAGCAAGAAAGAUCUGCAACUUUUAUAUAGCUGUAUAUAUUUAUUCUAAUUGCCUUUUGAAUACUAAUGUAUAUAUGUAACUGAAAUAUAAUAGAAAUACAAAUAAGUUUCUCUCUCUCUCUCUCUCUCUGGAGGAACAUGAACAAGACUCUUUACCCAAUGCCUUUCAUAUGGAAAUAUAACAAUUUUUUUUAUAAUGUAUUUCUUGAACCUGAUGCAACUACGUAUUAGUUCCUUUGCAGUCACCUAAUUGUCAUAUGUGUCAUCUCUGUAGGUUCAUGUGUAGAACAUGUGUGUAUUUUGUACUAUUUAGAUUAUGUACAUAGUAGUAAUCUAAUCAUCUGACGUCUAUGAUGUCUGUAGGUGUACAUACAUUUAUCCUGUUUUCAGGACUGGCUAGAUGCAUCAAGAAAGAAGUCAGAUUGAGUCUCACAAUGUACACAAAAAUCACAUUUAUAAAUGCUAUCAAAAAUGUUAUCAUAUGCAUUACAGUAACAGGACUGUUUUCUCUUGUU
This is a messenger RNA of Scylla paramamosain (green mud crab), 2062 nucleotides long. RefSeq lists its product as uncharacterized. NCBI's taxonomy places the organism in Eukaryota, Metazoa, Arthropoda, Malacostraca, Decapoda, Portunidae. The transcript is spliced from 7 exons. The record is from RefSeq and is a predicted model, not a curated record. Bases 428 to 1021 code for a protein of 197 amino acids.